UCGCACGAAUGUGGCAGAUCUAUACCAUAUUAAUUUAUUUGUGGAGCUGCGUACAAUAUGGUUGGACGAUGGGUGCUCAUAUAUCUGUUGGUGUUAUAUAUUGACAAAGUGUUCUCCUCUCAAGAUGUUGUGACAGUGGAUGGUGUCACAGGAGGCAGUGUUAUUUUGCCUUGCAUAUACACAGAUGAAGUGAUCAAAACUGAAGAUUUGACUGUAUACUGGCGCUUGAAUGACAGCAUGGUUGUGUAUGAACAUGUCUCAGAUGGAACCGGAUAUAAACCAGACCCACAGUUCGAGAACAGGACACGCAUGUUCCCUGAAAUGUACAGCACAGGCAACUUCUCUCUAUCACUGGGAAACGUGUCAAUCACAGAUGGAGGACUGUACUCCUGUUUUAUCCUUCCUGUUAAUGUGGAGAAAAAAAUAGAGCUUCGUGCCACAGAGGCUCCAGCUGAAAAAACAGAUCGAGAUGAUAGAAACAGUAGUGUGAAAAUCGGUCCUGUAUCAUCGCUGUUACUCUUCCUGAUGCUUCUCUUCAGACACAUCGUACUGUUUAUGUGAGCAAUGGGGUGAAGCAGUAUCAGCCUUAUGUCUCCAGUGAAACCCAGCAAGUUGCCGAAAUGAAGCUGCCUUACUUGAUCUGUGGACCAUUGGAAUGUACAGUAUUUAUUGCCUUAUUUGGAAAUACAGGCCUGCCUUAAAUUUGAUAUUUU
Chanos chanos (milkfish) is the source of this 713-nucleotide messenger RNA. RefSeq names its product CD276 antigen homolog. The transcript has 4 exons. The coding region runs from base 58 to 561 and encodes 167 amino acids. The record is from RefSeq and is a predicted model, not a curated record. Gene Ontology annotation, cellular component: external side of plasma membrane. NCBI's taxonomy places the organism in Eukaryota, Metazoa, Chordata, Actinopteri, Gonorynchiformes, Chanidae. Gene Ontology annotation, biological process: T cell costimulation; positive regulation of T cell proliferation; immune response.